AUGCGACAGAACAUGAAGGCCAUUGAGUUCACCGAGAAGAAUCACGCCGUCGCUGCCGACGGCGAGGUCGUGGUUCCCCCCCAGCACAACAGCCUGCCCAAGUUCUUCGCCAAGAACGGCUUUGCAGGCGCUGACCCUACCAAGAUCAAGAAGAAUGGCGGAGGCAAGGGUAACUGGGGUGAGCCCGGUGAGGAGAUCGUCGACAUGCCCGACUUCAACUACAACUUCACCCACUCACGUCGCCGCUCCAACAGUAGCGGCGGCUUCUCCAGCCACCUGGACAUGAGAUCCAAGUUCGAGGUCAACGACGUCGAGCCCGUCUUUGAAGAGACCCUGCACGGUCCGACGGGCGAGGACGACGACCACCUCACCAAGACCGACACCGCCUCGAGCUCCGGCAGCUCCGUGGACGAGAAGGAUCACAAGAACAUCUAA
Molecule: messenger RNA, 435 nt
Organism: Anthostomella pinea
Lineage: Eukaryota; Fungi; Ascomycota; Sordariomycetes; Xylariales; Xylariaceae
Source: the annotation of a GenBank genome assembly